AUGCACUACCGCAUGGGUUCUUCUUCCUCUUCACACAGCCACAAGUCUUGGGGGGCACCAUCAUCUGACCACUCAGGCUGGUCCCCGUGCCUGGCAUCCCCGGCACCAAUCCCAAACACGCCACACCUACAUCCCGUAUCGCUCCCGAUACCAAUUACAAACGCACCCCACCUCCAUACGGUGUCCCUCCCGCACCCAAAUGCAUCCUUGCACCAACCCCCUGUUUCGUACCAACAUUCAUCCACGUCCCACUCUUCCAUGAUAGUCUUGCACACCCUCUUGAGCCUUGGUCCCAAUAUCAUGUUUGACGUCACAAAAGACCUAGCAUACGUGCAAUUGCGACCAGACUGUUCGCCUACCAGGCUUCAGGAGUUUGCGGUACAACCACGAGUCUCUCGUAUGACCAUCACUAUUCCUGAGCUUCCCGCUUGGACAAUAGAGGUCGUGAACCCUCACGGCAUCACUGUGAGCGACGUCCUGCUCAAGAUACGGGAAACCCUCAACCGAGGUGUUACAUCACAAGAGAUGCAAAUGUACAGACCUUCCCACGCCGUUAACUCCGCUAUCAAUUGGGCUAGAUCGCGCCAACAUGCGCAGGGCGUGAAGCGCGUUGACUUUUUGGGCCCCAAAGUUUUAUUCGCUGGCCUCGCUAGAGCUCGAGAUGGCUCGGACAGCUGGGGUAUCUACUUCUCCCAGAGUGUCUGA
This is a messenger RNA of Suillus clintonianus, 705 nucleotides long. RefSeq lists its product as uncharacterized. Bases 1 to 705 code for a protein of 234 amino acids. The transcript has 2 exons. The record is from RefSeq and is a predicted model, not a curated record. Lineage: Eukaryota; Fungi; Basidiomycota; Agaricomycetes; Boletales; Suillaceae.